AUGGGCUCUCAUGCUCGUUCACUUGCCGGUGUAACCGCAUGGAAAUUAUUAACAGGCCUUUGCAUUCGUCGUCCCACAGUUAUCACGCCGUCUCUCACACCAAUUCAAAAACAAAUGAGUGACAUGCUAGAUAUGGUGGAAUUCGAACGUAGCCAUCUAUCUGCUCAUGAAUUGCGUGCGAAAACCGAGGCUGCUCGAUUACGGCAAACCCAAGGGAAAGGCCAAAAAGCUAUUCGUAACACCAAUUCAGAGGAGUCCCUUGUUACUGCCCAUGAACAAGAAUUGUUGUGGCAAGCGGAAGAGAUCAAAUUUCGACCGGCAGAGAGAUUGACUAGUAAGUUACUUAGGAGAAACGGUAAAAAGUUCUGCCACUAUCCUUUCUCUUAUUAUUUGUAUCCCCAUUCCGCCUCUUAG
Molecule: messenger RNA, 414 nt
Organism: Echinostoma caproni
Lineage: Eukaryota; Metazoa; Platyhelminthes; Trematoda; Plagiorchiida; Echinostomatidae
Source: the annotation of a GenBank genome assembly